CGCACUGAGGGCGGGCGCGGAUCCUCUGCUCCCAGCCAUCCUGUUUUAUGGAGCUGCGGGCCAGGGCCAGCCCAGCUCCCCUGCUGCCUUCCGGCGAUGCUGCUGGUCCCGGCGUGGAGAGACCCUCGGCAGCCCCGCAGAGCCUGAGCGCCGAGGUGGCAGCGGCGGCGGCCCCCCUGUGCGCCCCGGCUGACUACUAUGGCCGUGUACUGCUAUGCGCUCAAUAGCUUGGUGAUGAUGAAUAGCAACAGCGAGGUGACAAGCGGCGGGAGCAAGACGCCGCCUCCUCCCGGACAAGUGCUGCCCAGGGGCCCGGAGACACCCAGCAGCUGCCGCCCGCUCCCCGUCUUCAGCCCAGCCCCUGUGCCACCCCGCUCCCCGCGCCGUGGCCCUGCUUUCCUCUUCCCACCGCUCGAGGAGCCCCUGCGGCAGCCGAGCAGCCCUGGGGGGCGGCGGGGCAGCCGGGGCGAAGAGGGGCAGCCAGGACCCCCCACAGCACGGCAACUUCAGCGGGAGCUGCACAAUGUCCAGGUGAACCAGAAAGUGGGGCUCUUCGAGGCACACAUCCAGGCACACAGCUCUGCCGCCCAGCCACCGCGGAGCCCCCGGCCAUCCCGGCCCCAGCCCGCCAGCCCCACAGCGCCAAUGGUGAGACUUGGAACCGGACCCCAGCUGCGAGCCUACAGGGAGAGUGAGGCCCCUGAUGUUGGUGGGGUGCAGGUCUGGCCGAGCACUGCAGAGCCCUCGGGGAGGCCAGUGGUGAUGGUGGUCCCAGCUGUGGGGCCGGCGGAGGGCAGCAGCCCCCUGGAGCUGUCAGGGCUUGCACCGCGGCGAGGCGAGGUGGUGGUGGCCCCCACAGGACUCGAGGGCCAGUGCCCAGCUGUCGGCGGGAGCAUCCCUGCCGUCAUCGUCACGGACCUGGGGGGCCCGGAGGAGGAGGCGGGCACCGUGCCCCCCGGCAGCCUGCCCGUCCGGAAGCUGUCGUCAUCCUCAGCCUCUUCCACCGGCUUCUCCUCAUCCUGGGAGGAGUCCGAGGAGGACAUCUCCAGUGACCCUGAGCGCACCCUGGACCAGACACCAGCCUUCCUGCAGACCCUGGACCAGCAGAAGCCACGAGUGAGCAAAUCAUGGAGGAAGAUCAAGAAUAUGGUGCACUGGUCCCCAUUUGUGAUGUCUUUCAAGAAGAAGUACCCUUGGAUCCAGCUAGCGGGACACGCAGGUAGUUUCAAGGCAGCGGCCAACGGCAGGAUACUGAAGAAGCACUGUGAAUCGGAGCAGCGCUGCCUCGACCGCCUGAUGAACGAUGUCCUGAAGCCCUAUGUUCCUGCCUACCACGGCGACGUUGUGAAGGACGGGGAGCGAUACAACCAGAUGGAAGAUCUGCUGGCUGAAUUUGACUCCCCCUGCGUUAUGGACUGCAAAAUGGGGGUCAGGACAUACUUGGAAGAGGAGCUCAUAAAGGCCCGGAAGAAGCCGAGCCUGAGGAAGGACAUGUACCAGAAGAUGAUCGAGGUGGACCCCGAUGCCCCCACCGAGGAGGAGAACGUGCUGCGGGCAGUAACCAAGCCCCGCUAUAUGCAGUGGAGGGAGACCAUCAGCUCGACCGCCACGCUGGGCUUCAGGAUCGAGGGGAUAAAGAAAGAGGAUGGCACUGUGAACCGGGACUUCAAGAAGACGCGGACAAAGGAACAAGUCACGGAGGCCUUCAGGGAGUUCACCAGAGGAAACCGCAACGUUUUGAACAGUUACCUUAACCGGUUGAAGGGUAUCCGCGCUACCCUGGAGACAUCCCCAUUCUUCAAGUGCCAUGAGGUGAUCGGGAGCUCCCUCCUCUUCAUUCAUGACAAGAAGGAACAGGCCAAAGUCUGGAUGAUUGACUUUGGGAAAACCACCCCGCUGCCGGAGGGACAGGUUCUCCAGCACAACGUGCCCUGGGUGGAAGGGAACAGAGAGGACGGCUACCUCUGGGGACUGGACAACCUCAUUCAGAUCCUGACAGAGUUGUCCCAGAGCGAAGACUUGCAUUAAAGCCGUGCGUCCGACUCUGCCACUACCCCCAACCUGCCCCCGACUGACUCUUCUGAACUGCACUACAAGACACUUUCCAGCCCUCGCCCUUCCCAUUUGAAAGCUAUACUCUCCCUAUUUAAUGUGUUUUUGUUGUGGUUUUUUAGGUUGUCUUGGUUUUUUUUUUUUCCUCUCCAUGUAAAUAGAGAGCUAACCUGCCAGAACAAAAGCUGAACUUGAAAUCUUGGCUUCGCAGAGUCAGUGGGAGCACACGGCCGUGCCAGCCGGGAGCAGUCUGGAGGGAUUGCUUAGGCAAGCGCAUGCUUUGCCUAUCACGCUUUUGUCUCUUGCGCAGCCUGAUUUUAAGAGGGCUGGUGCAGGAAGGAGCCUCUCGCUGCGCUGGGAUCAGUAGCUUCAUCCUGAAAACACUCAGUGGCCGUGCCCAGGACCCUCUGGCAGCCAGGGUGCCUGAGCAAGGCCUGGAGACGGCGAAGGAUACUGGAGCGGGAGCCCUUUAGUUGUCUUUGCCAGCACCUUUCAGCCUAGGGAACUGGCUGUGCUCAGUCCUUAAAAGAUGCUAGAAGGGCAGAUGAGGGUUUUUCUUUGUGUUCAAGACAUCCCGUAGAGGUUGCUCAGUUAUUUUCAGGUGGCACUGGAGGGUGAGGGUUUCCCUUCUGCUACAGGGCCACGUGGUCGGGCACAGGUAUUUGCCAUGGCCAAGCGCUUCCCACCCACAUCCCCCAUGCUGGGUGCACUGGCUUGGUGGGUAACACUUCGAGCUCCUCUCUAGAGACCCAGCUCCCCUGCUAGGAGCUGCUUCCAGCCCUCCUUAGCUGGGGUCUCCAGCCCUCCGCGGGGAAUAGACUUUGGGCAGGGCUGGGGGAGAGAAAAAUAGCUUAUAAAGGACUAAUAUGAGAUCUAAAGUAGCCAUCCCGGUUGAUCAGUCUUUUUUGGCAGCAGCCGAGCACAUGUGUAGGGGUAGUGCCGCCAAUGCCCGCACCUGGCCCAGGGCAACCCUCCCACCUGGAGUAUCUCUGUAAUUUUUAUCAGCAGCAGGCAAAGGGUUACAGCAGCAAAGCAGCUCUUGAGGUGGCCGGCUUAGUCGUCUUUGGCAAAGCAGAGCUGGGGUCAGGCAUCCCCAUGCCUUCCUUUUUUUCUUCCGCAGAGCUGGAUGACUCUGCUGCUGCUCUUCGGCGCUGGCUUCCCAGCCUGCUCGGGCUGCGCGUACGGCCUCUGCGCUCCCCCUCCUGCGAAAACACCCAGUUCCCUAUUUAGGGCGGAGGCUAUUUUUUAACUUCCUGGAACAUUUGAACUUAGUGGCUUGCUCACGGCAGAGCUGGCUCGCUAAAGGUCACCCAUCGAGAGGACGGCGGGGAGGGGAGGCUGCAGGGCAAGCCGGGGAGUCCCUCAUGUUGAGGACAGAAGGAGCGUGGUGCGCAGGAGGUGGUGCAGGAGCUUGGCAGCCGCGAAUCCCUCACCUGCUCCAUCCCCAAACCCACCAUCUCAUCUCGCUCCCUGGGAGCGGUGCUCCAGAGCCCCUCUGCCAUCGUUCGGUGGGUCCAGCACCUUUGGUGGGGGAGGUCUUCUGGCAGCAAUAAGGAAGAGGAGUUGGCCAUCAAGCCGUCUGCAGCCAUGCCCCAGCCUCUUUCCCGAGGACUGAAGUCUCCUAAGGUUUUUCUCAGUUCAUAUCUCACCAGACAGAUGUCUUUAGCUCAUCUGAUGCCAUUGUAAAUGGUUGCACUGUUUUAGCUCCUUGCCAGGCUUUCUAGAAUAGCCCAUGUGGAAGUGCCUUAUAGACUUGCCUCUGUUCCAUUAGUGUCAUGGAAAAGGUUGGGUUUUUUUAAGUUAUAUUUAUUUUCAUCCCAUUUUAAUUGCACAAAACACUAAAACUUAAUGCAUGGAAUCCCUCUUUUUUUUUUUUAAACUGUGUUUUUAAUUUUUAAACCAUCCCUUUUCCAGCUUUGGAAAAAGGGUGUGAACAGAUAUGCAUAGAUAUGUACCACUUAUUGCUGUACUUUAGCUUCGAGCUGCUCUUAUAUAUGUAUAUUAUUUUUUAAGCCUGUUUAUAAACCAGAUUCCUUGCUUCGUGGCUUCGGAAGAAGCAGAUUGUUCCUCUCAGAUGUCUUAUGCCUUUCUGGAGGCUGGAACGGUUGCUGUGAGGGAUUUUCCCUGCUCCCACCACCCCUCUCGGUCAUUGAGUAAUACAGAAAAAAAUCCGAACCGGUCUGAAACACCAACGCACAGUGCCUGUAAAAAAAUCCUGUAACUUUGCAAAUAAAGGCAUAUGGGAAGCAUU
Messenger RNA from Gymnogyps californianus (California condor), 4303 nucleotides. RefSeq names its product inositol-trisphosphate 3-kinase B (gene ITPKB). Gene Ontology annotation, molecular function: inositol tetrakisphosphate kinase activity; inositol-1,4,5-trisphosphate 3-kinase activity. The coding region runs from base 199 to 2028 and encodes 609 amino acids. The record is from RefSeq and is a predicted model, not a curated record. The transcript is spliced from 8 exons. Lineage: Eukaryota; Metazoa; Chordata; Aves; Accipitriformes; Cathartidae. Gene Ontology annotation, biological process: inositol phosphate biosynthetic process. Gene Ontology annotation, cellular component: nucleus; cytoplasm.